UUGCCUUCGCCUAAACGCGCUGGCUGGAUCGGCUCGUACCCACAGCUGAAAAUUGUUGCAGUGAUGACUCAGACAGUUCAGACCAAUGGGGUUCAACCCCUCAGUAAGACCUGGGAGCUGAGUCUCUAUGAACUACAGAGAACUCCACAGGAGGCUAUAACAGAUGGACUGGAAAUAGCGGUGUCGCCUAGGUCCCUACACAGCGAACUCAUGUGUCCUAUCUGUCUGGACAUGUUGAAGAACACAAUGACAACCAAAGAAUGUCUGCACCGCUUCUGCGCUGAUUGUAUCAUCACAGCUUUAAGAUCUGGUAAUAAAGAGUGUCCCACCUGUCGCAAGAAGCUGGUGUCCAAGAGGUCGCUGCGUCCAGACCCUAACUUUGAUGCUCUGAUUAGCAAGAUUUAUCCCAGCCGUGAUGAGUACGAAGCCCACCAAGAGAGAGUGUUGGCCCGCAUUAGCAAACACAACAACCAGCAAGCCCUGUCCCACAGCAUAGAGGAGGGGCUGAAGAUACAGGCCAUGACUAGACUGCAGCGCGGGAAGAGACACACAGUGGAAAAUGGUAGCGGAGCUGAGGACAAUGGAGACUCUUCCCAUUGUAGCAACGCAUCUGUCCACAGCAACCAGGAGGCGGGUCCCAGCAUUAAGCGCACCAAGACGAGCGACGACAGCGGUUUGGACAUGGAUAAUGCUGCUGAGAAUGGGGGCGGGGACUCAGUGAUAGAUGGCGGUGCCAGCGAAAUAGAACUGGUGUUCAGGCCACAUCCCACCCUGAUGGAGAAGGAUGACGGGCACAACAGUGUGGAGUUUGUCCCUCGCUACAUAAAGACGUCCGGAAAUGCUACAGUGGAUCACCUGUCUAAAUACCUGGCUGUCAGACUGGCUCUGGAGGAGCUGAGGAGAAACGCAGAGGCCAGUCCUGUUAAUGUGGAGGCAGCUUCAGAGAAACAGUACACCAUCUACAUACCUACUGCUGGAAACCAGUUCACCGUUCUCAACGGUUCUUUCUCCCUGGAGCUGGUCAGCGAAAAGUACUGGAAGGUCAACAAACCCAUGGAGCUCUACUUUGCUCCAACUAAAGAACACAAGUAGACACACACGCAACACACACACACAUGCAUACACACACAUUUACACAUGCCAGUAGGAAGUACACACAUGGACUUUGCUACACCUGCACACACAGAGACACGAGGAGAGGAAUGUGUGUGUCUGAAGGAGAUGAGAGGGGUUGGUUUUACCCUCAAAAGGACUCUUGUAAAAAGACAAAAACUUGUUUUAUAUUCUCGGUAUCUUUCUCUGUGUCUCUUUCUAUCUCUCUCUCUCUGUAGAAGGUAGCAGAUCAGUACAGCAGCCAGCAGGGAAUCCAAGUGAUAACGGGCUUUUAAAGUGGAUGUUGAUUCUCUCCAGCUCUGAAAACCAGGGUCUGUUCACAGUCUGAAUUAGAAAUGUUUGUUUUUUUCCAGGUUUGGAACAUUGUAUUAUACUGUAUUUGUCUUCAGCAAAGGCCCCUUUAUGCUCUGUGAUUCUGGUCUGCACCAGAAGUUGACUGUGAGAGAAACAUGGUGAAAUCUUUAGAUACAAAUCUCACUGAGAGCCAUGCAGAAUACACUAGCUAUAAGACAGGUGUGUGUGUGCGUUUACACACCCAUGUAACGCUUUGAAAUCUGAGCAAAUUGCCUUGAUUUCUGUUAAUGACAUGGGAAGAAAACAGUGGAGAAGAAGAUUUGACCUGAAAAUUCGCAAGACAUGAUUAAAUUUAGUGAAAUAAAAACAGUAGCACAAAACAAAACAGAGAAAUGACCUGGAAAAUGUGCUUCAAACAUUAGAAUAAUU
This is a messenger RNA of Plectropomus leopardus (leopard coralgrouper), 1836 nucleotides long. It is a transcript of the gene rnf2, whose product is annotated as ring finger protein 2. Gene Ontology annotation, molecular function: chromatin binding; ubiquitin protein ligase activity. The record is from RefSeq and is a predicted model, not a curated record. Gene Ontology annotation, cellular component: PcG protein complex; ubiquitin ligase complex. Lineage: Eukaryota; Metazoa; Chordata; Actinopteri; Perciformes; Serranidae.